GCUUUAACUAAGUCAAAGCUCAAGACAGACAGACGGUGAGCAGUCAUGGGAGACCAGGAGCUGGUGGAAGAUCUGCCUGCGAGCAGCUUGCGUUCAGACAACCUCAAGGAGAAUAACUCUGAGGAGCUUAAAGACAACGUGACACCCACAGAGAAGGAGAAGACUCAAGAGAAUGGAACUCCGCUGAUCGAAUCCGAGAAAGAGACGGAGAUCCAGUCAGAUGGAGACAAAGACGGUUCAACCACAGAAGAGAGCAAGAUACAGGAGGACCUUCAGGAAUCUGAAGACCCUGAGAAACCUCAAGAGGAACCGGAGGAGGUGCUGGGGCCGGAUGAUGUCUUAUGUGACUCCUGCAUUGACCGGCCAAGUCGGGCCAAGAAGUCUUGCCUGACCUGCCUGGUGUCUUACUGCGAGUCUCACCUCAGACCACAUCUGGAGAACGUGAAGUUUCAGAGCCACAAGCUGGUGGAGCCGCUGAGAGACAUCGAGAGACUGACGUGUGAGAGUCACGGCUGUCCUCUGGAGCUCUUCUGCUGUGCAGACACCUGCUGCGUGUGUCAGGAGUGUGUGACGGACAAGCACCGCAGACACAACACGCUUCCCAUCACUGAGGCACGCAAGAAAAUAGAGAGGGAACUUAAGGACAAACAGAUAGAUGUGUUAAAGACCAUCACUGCGGCUGACAACGCCAUCAACAAACUGCAGCUCAACACUGUGACAAUAGAGGCGUCUGUGAAGGAGGUGCAGACAGUGAUCGAGGAGCAGUUUAAUGUUCUUCUGUCGGCCGUGGAACAGGCCAAGAGAGAUGUGAACGAGAUUUUAGAUGUGGAACAACGUCAGGCUCUGCAACAGGCCGAAGGAAUCAGAGUUCAUAUGGAACAGCGAUGUGCUGAACUAAAGAAAACUCAGAGUCAGAUCGAGAAAAUAACAAAGAACAAAAGUGCUAUUGGCUUCCUUCAGGAGUAUUCAGAGUGGAAGAAAGAAUCGACUGAUGUGUCUUUACCUGGUGUUUAUAUCGGCCUCAUGGAUCGUCUCCAGACGUUCAGUCGUGUUGUAAAAGAGUCCACAAAAGCGAUGUGUGACCAACUGCAGAUAUUUUAUAACAACAAACUUAAAGAAAAGGAAAAUGUGGGCAUAAAGACAACCGUUUAUGCCAUUAUGGCUGCUAAACACAACAUGUCAAUCCCAAACCCAAACACCAGAGAUGACUUCCUCAAAUACAGCACGCCUCUAAACUUGGAUGCAGACACGGCGCAUCAGUUCCUGCGUCUGACAGAAGAGAAAAAGAAGGUCACGAAUACGACGCCGUGGCAACACGGCUAUCCUGACCUGCCCGAGCGCUUCGAGCACUGUCGUCAGGUGCUGACGGUCGAGAGCUUCUACCUGGGCCGGCAUUACUUCGAGGUGGAUUUGAGAGGAGAGGGCACUCACGUGGGCCUGACGUACAAGAGCAUCGACCGCAAGGGUUCUGAGAGCAACAGCUGCAUCACGGGAAACAACUUCUCCUGGUGUCUGCAAUGGAACGGCCGGAGCUUCUCCGCAUGGCACAGCGACGUGGAGACGCCUCUCAGCGUUCCUAAAGCCACACGGAUCGGCGUGUACGUGGACUACUCUCGAGGUGUCCUGACGUUCUACGACGUGGAGAACAGCAUGGCCCUCAUCCAUCAGUACCAGGCACAGUUUCGAGAGCCUCUCUACCCUGCGUUCUGGCUUCCAAAGAAGGAGAAUACCGUGCUUCUGGUGGAACCAGGAGGAGCGCUGACCCUGAAAACUCCUUCCCCUGUUUCUUCUCCAUAAGUUGCUUUUUCAUCUUGCAUCCAUGUCAUUUCCACCUCGUAGGUCCCAUUUACACUCUGUAUCUGGGAUGCACUAAUAUGCACUAGGAGACACAUUUGGGAUGAAUGUGAAUACUUGGUGCAAACAGGGUCGUAAGGGAUCAAACUUUUUUUGACUGAAGUUUUAUGACUGCCAUAAUGCAAUUAUACAAGAUGCUUCAUACUGUACUGUAUAUAAAACUAAAGAUUUUUUAAUAUCUAUUAGCGAUUUCUGUAUCUAUAUUUAUCACACUUCACAAAAUGUCUUUAAUUAACAGUUAAAUGCAUGAGAUAUAUAAAAAACACUCCAUGUUUCUAUGCAGUAGUAUUGCACAAGAGAUUGUGUCACAGAGGCACAUUGCAGUAGGCCUAUAGAGUUUAUAUGGGGGGGGCAGGUAAUGCAUGGGUUAACAGGACAGACACAUUUCUAUUGUCUUUGUUUUCAGUCUGUAUGUUAUGGAUUUCACUGCUAUAUUGUUACAUUUUGUUGCUCUGUGAGUUGUGGCAAUAACUGUGUCUGCAUAAGAAACGUCACGUCACUGCAAAUAAAAGCUAAAACUGCUACAUUGAGUAUUUGAUCCUGUUUUACCAUAACUGGUUCUACCAGUCUAUGUCACAAAGUAUACAGGAAAGUAUAUGCAUAAUGCUUUAUUCUUGUGUUGUAGGUGAAUGUCAUAUAAUAUAAUAAAAA
Messenger RNA from Triplophysa rosa, 2505 nucleotides. It is a transcript of the gene trim16, whose product is annotated as tripartite motif containing 16. The record is from RefSeq and is a predicted model, not a curated record. The transcript is spliced from 6 exons. NCBI's taxonomy places the organism in Eukaryota, Metazoa, Chordata, Actinopteri, Cypriniformes, Nemacheilidae. Gene Ontology annotation, molecular function: zinc ion binding; protein binding. The coding region runs from base 46 to 1797 and encodes 583 amino acids.